AUGGCGAGCCCUUACCAGCAAACUGCCGGCCUCCAAGACUGCUCGUCUAACACUGGCAGCUCGUCCGAAUCUAUCUACGCGACUCUUCUCCGAGCUGGCUUCGCCCACAACUGCUUCGAAUUCCCCGACCCGAGUUACGUGACGUCGCCGCCAUUCGCUGAUUGCUUCUAUUCCUCCGGAGAAGAGGACCUAGCCACGUCAUCCGAUGGCGCGUCGGGAGUCUGCGAAGAGCUCGACCUGGCCUUUGAGCCACCCCGACAGCCGACUUCUCCAGGCCGUGUCCAGGAGGAUAAAGACGUGUUCUCUGCGACAAGAACUGUCAUCUGUGACUCGGACCAGAGCUUGAGUAGCAGCAGCAACGGGAGGGAGUCUAUAACACCGGAGGAGUCGGCGUCCAUGGCGACUGCAGUAGCGUGCCCCAGGGUCUUCGAGGUGGGGGAGGCUUCAGCUUCGUUUUUGUGCCCUUUCCCUUUUCCGGAAGAAGACGAAGGAGGCGCGGACAGCGGCUGUUCGGAGGAGAAGCCCCGCAAGGAGCGCACGGCCUUCAGCAAGCACCAGGUGCAGGAGCUGGAGUCGGAGUUCGCGCAGCGCAACUACCUCACCAGGCUUCGGCGCUACGAGAUCGCCCUGGCGCUGGACCUCACCGAGAGACAGGUGAAGGUGUGGUUCCAGAACCGACGAAUGAAGUGGAAGCGCACCCGAGGUGCCACCCACGUGGCUCCGACAGAGAGAAUGCAGAGAAACGCUUCGGCCGGACUCGUCCUGUCCGCUUGCCUGACUGCGGGCAGCGUAGAAGAGGACGGCCACUACGCUGCGGACGACUCCGGGGACGCAGGCCAAGGGGCACCGCUACUGCAACCAUCCUCUCUUCGGCACUUUCUUCCAUACAAACCUUCUUGA
Ixodes scapularis (black-legged tick) is the source of this 900-nucleotide messenger RNA. Its product is annotated as homeobox protein MOX-2-like. Gene Ontology annotation, biological process: positive regulation of transcription by RNA polymerase II. The coding region runs from base 1 to 900 and encodes 299 amino acids. The transcript is spliced from 3 exons. Gene Ontology annotation, cellular component: nucleus. NCBI's taxonomy places the organism in Eukaryota, Metazoa, Arthropoda, Arachnida, Ixodida, Ixodidae. The record is from RefSeq and is a predicted model, not a curated record. Gene Ontology annotation, molecular function: RNA polymerase II cis-regulatory region sequence-specific DNA binding; DNA-binding transcription factor activity, RNA polymerase II-specific.